Chenopodium quinoa (quinoa) is the source of this 2107-nucleotide messenger RNA. Its product is annotated as aluminum-activated malate transporter 14-like. Gene Ontology annotation, cellular component: plant-type vacuole membrane. NCBI's taxonomy places the organism in Eukaryota, Viridiplantae, Streptophyta, Magnoliopsida, Caryophyllales, Amaranthaceae. Gene Ontology annotation, biological process: malate transport. The transcript is spliced from 6 exons. The record is from RefSeq and is a predicted model, not a curated record. Bases 249 to 1916 code for a protein of 555 amino acids.
GUUACACCACCCCUUCUAUUGUAUCUAGCUAUAUUUUGUGAUACUCAUCAAGAUUCUAGAACUUCCAUAAACUCUCCAAACUACUAUAAUCUGCCACCAAAAACCUAUAUAAUUAUACCUUAUAUAAUAUUUUACAAUAUUUAUUAAAUACUUGUGAUCAAAGUUGAGCAUUAUUAGUCACUUUGAUUAUAUUCUUGUUUGUAUCUUAGCCUUUAAGGAGCAAAGUAUGCUCCUUUGUGAAUUUGAGUAUGGGGAUUGAUAGCAUGGAUGCUAAAGCAGGAGGACCGGUUUCGAGUUCAUUGAAAGAAUGGAAUGAUGGGAAGGGUAAUAAGAUGGGAUUUUAUGAGGAGAGGUUAAAAAGGUUUGCAGGUUUGGUAUACAGAACAUUCUGGGAUGUUGGUAGAGAGGACCCUAGACGCGUGAUCCAUGCUUUCAAAGUUGGGUUGUCAUUGACAUUGGUGUCAAUGUUGUAUCUCUUGGAGCCUUUGUUCAACAAUGUUGGACAAAAUGCUAUCUGGGCUGUUAUGACUGUUGUUGUUGUUCUCGAGUUUACUGCAGGGGCAACAUUAUGCAAGGGAUUGAACAGAGGACUUGGGACAAUUAUGGCUGGAUCAUUGGCGUUUUUCAUUGAGUUUGUUGCCAAUAAAUCUGACCAUCUCUUUCGCGCUAUCUUCAUUGCAUUUGCAGUUUUAUUAAUUGGAACAUCAGCUACAUAUAUAAGAUUCUUUCCAUAUAUAAAGAAGAAUUAUGACUAUGGUGUGGUAAUAUUUUUGUUGACAUUUAACUUGAUCACGGUGUCUAGCUAUCGUGUCAAUGAUGUUCUGCACAUAGCACAACAGCGCCUUUAUACCAUUGCCAUCGGCUGUGGGAUCUGCCUCUUAAUGAGUCUCUUGGUUUUUCCACAUUGGUCAGGGGAAGAUCUACACAAUUCUACUGUCUCCAAACUUGAGGGCCUUGCUAACUCUAUUGAAGCAUGUGUCCAACAAUACUUCAGUGACUCAAAAUCGGAAUCUGAAGAAGAUAAUUUGUCUGACGAUCCAAUCUAUAAAGAAAUUUUAGAUUCAAAAUCUGAAGAUGAGGCCCUGGCAUUAUAUGCAAGCUGGGAGCCUCGGGCAUCAAGGUACUGCUACCAGUUCCCAUGGAAGCAGUAUGUUAAGGUAGGAGCAGUUCUUCGACAUUUUGGCUAUACUGUUGUUGCCUUGCACGGAUGUUUGCAGACCGAAAUUCAGACUCCAAAAGCAGUUCGCGCAUUGUUCAAGGACCCCUGCUUCCGGCUUGCAGCAGAAGUCUCAAAAGUUCUAAGAGAACUAGCAAGCAGCAUUAAAAACCGGCGUCAUUGCUCUCCAUCAAUCCUCUCAGACAACCUCCAUGAAGCGUUGCAAGACCUUGAUACUGCCUUAAAGUCUCAACCUCGGCUCUUUCUUAAUCCCACCCUUGAUAACCACCACCCUGCUCCACCCAACUUUCUUACCUUAGCAACUUCUGCCAACAAUGACUUUAAAAACUCCUCUACCAUAGCCUCAAGAAAUUUUGCCAUACCAAGUUUUAAGACUGACUCUUCUGCCCUACUCGAGUGGAAGAAUAAGCGAGAUCAGAAGACUGCUAUGGCUACUGAGGCUCUAACACCUAAAGACAAGGAAGGUGGAGGGGACAGAAAAAUGUUAAGGCCAACUUUGAGCAAGAUUGCCAUCACAAGCCUAGAGUUUGCUGAAGCAUUACCAUUCGCGGCCUUUGCAUCAUUGCUAGUGGAGACAGUUGCUAGAUUGGAUCGCGUCAUUGAGGAGGUUGAAGAGCUUGGUAGGAUAGCUCAGUUUAAGGAGUUUAAGGCAGGGGAUGACAUUGUUGUUAAGUGUGAUGAUAAGCCAAUUAGUAAUGGUUAUCAUAAUAACCAUCUGCCUUCCCAUGGUUUUGAUUAAUUGAUUAAACAAUAAAUUCUAACUGAUUGUACACUAAGUAUGUAUCAAUUUGAAAACUUGAUUAUGCAACAUAACGUUUGAGUUAUUAUUAAAUGAUAUUUUAAUCUCGUAAAAAUAAAUGUAGGAUGGAGUACGAGUAUUUCUUUAAGAGACUACUUUGUAUUAAAAAUAAAUAAAUUAUAAUAUCCUAA